Messenger RNA from Penicillium roqueforti, 1206 nucleotides. RefSeq lists its product as uncharacterized. The record is from RefSeq and is a predicted model, not a curated record. The transcript has a single exon. Bases 1 to 1206 code for a protein of 401 amino acids. Lineage: Eukaryota; Fungi; Ascomycota; Eurotiomycetes; Eurotiales; Aspergillaceae.
AUGAGCCCAAACUUACCUGCAGAGUUAAGUGGUGGAAAUCAAUCUGGGCAGUCACCUUCCCUUUAUGCCGAGUCUGACGGUGAGAUGGCCAAAUUCUCUGUGGUUGAAGAGCUGCCUCCUCAGCUUCCCGAUUUGUAUUUCAUCCAUCAACCCAACCCAUCAUUAUGCUGUCUCAUCAGUUCAGCUCUUCAGAACUUGCUCUCACCGGUCCCUUUGGAGAACGGUAUCUGCUCCUGUGUAAAAUCCUCACACAGUAUUGAGCCAUCGAUUCAACAUUUGUCCUCGGAUAUGUCACGGUCAUCCAUCAAGAGGGCCAAGCCCCGGAUGACCACCGCAGAAGUCCUCAUUCGCUAUGCAAAGAAAAGACGAGAUGCCAUCAUAAACAAUAGGUACAUCUCACCAUAUGCUCCUUUACAACCACGACCACUCCGAAUUCGGAAAGAUAAUAAUGUCACCAGCGAACCGCAGCAUGAUGUCCUGUCCGCCAUUCCCGUGGAGACGUCUCAUGAGGUGACAGCACCAGUGCAUCGUCCACGAUACAGUCUCCGCCGUAAGAUUUUUCACGGCGCAUUACCUCCUCUACCUCCUUCGGCACCUACCUCCCGUCCAUUCAGUGGUUCAUCCAUUCCAUCUUCUUCGUCUGAACCAGCAAGACUUAGCUCUCAGGCCCUUGGCAUCUCAUCCACUCCUGCAUCUUCAUCUCGACCAGCAACCAAUGGUCUUCCACAGUACCCUGACCGGCGAACAUCGAUGUGCGGUGGCUGCCUAGAAGGACGACACCGUCCUCUCCACAGCCAUCCAUAUCAUCGCCAUGGCGACAACAACCCGCAAUCUGGAAGUCCCCCACUGCCAUAUCCACUUAGCCCGCGGGAAUUCCUAAACCGCCUCCCACCUGGAAUUGAUUAUGUUCCACCUUCGCUCAUGGCUGGCCCGCAGUGCCGGCACUGCACGACCCGCCGAUCUGGGAUCGGUUCUCCCCCAGGAUUGGUUGGUCCUCGGGCGUUGAAUCGUGUCUCCGUCUCCCUCUCAGACACCGCACCUGACUCGCCUUGGGCUGGCCCUGUAGACUCCAUGGCGUUCUAUUAUGACUCUGAUGAGGACUUGCCUUUGCCCGUCGAGUCUGAUCACGCCGAGAGUGUUGGUCCAUCUGGCUUUGAAAUGUGUCUAAUUGCGGGAUCGGCUGCUCAAAGUCGUAGAUACCGUUGA